CGACAGCGUGCGCGUUCACGCCACACCAUAGUGCUGAAGGAAUGUCCCGCCCCCCUCUGCCUCUGAUUGGUUUACCCGAUAUUCCUACACUGACCCUAACCAAUCACACUCCUCAUGCCUGAACCUAACGUCUCUAACCAACGAAGGCAACGACUAUUAGCCCAUCAGAGGUGGAGUAGGGCGGGACAUUCCUUCCACAUCCAAGGAAAGGAAAUGUGUCUUCCGCCUGCGUUGUUGUCAUUAGCUUGUCGCGCGGAGGUUUGACUGUGGCACGCGCAACAUUUCUGUAAGACACCUUUGUUGCGGUGGUAAAGUCCUCGUCGUGCAUGCAUCAGUCGGGUCUCGCGGGUCUUUCAGGCCUGUGCCGAGUCACCGACCAUCUUUACCUCAGUAAUGGCCGAGCGGCUAAUGACGCCUCCCAGGUGGCUCGGUGCAAGAUCGCGUGCAUCGUGAACGUGACAGAGACCGGGAGCCGGCGCCCUCUUCACCCCGGGGUGGAGUACGUGCACAUCCCGCUCCCGGACUCCCCGGUGUCCCCCCUCAGCGACCACUUUGACGCAGUUGCGGAUAAGAUCCAGCAGACUGCGGACCGCGGGGGCCGCACGCUGGUGCACUGCAACGCGGGCGUGAGCCGCUCCGCCUCGCUGUGCAUGGCCUACCUGAUGAAGCACCGCGGGGUGCCGCUGCUGGAAGCCCACAGGUGGGUGAGGACUUCCCGGCCCGUGGUGAGGCCGAACAACGGCUUCUGGAAGCAGCUCAUCCGGUACGAGAUGGAGCUCCGUGGGUGCGCCUCCGUCCGGAUGGUGUCCUCCUGCAUGGGGGAGCUGCCAGACCUUUAUGAACACGAAACCAGAAAUAUGAUGCCACUGUGAAGAAGCCACUGCACUGCUGUGUGAUGUUGUUUAUGGACAUUAAUAUGUUGUUUAUGGGCAUUAAUAUGUUGUUUAUGGGCAUUGAUAUGUUGUUUAUGGACAUUAAUAUGUUGUUUAUGGGCAUUAAUAUGUUGUUAAUGGGCAUUGAUAUGUUGUUUAUAGGCAUUGAUAUGUUGUUUAGUGUGUCGCAUGUGCACGGAUGAAGGGCUGUUUCGGAGGUCGUUUAUUUUUUUAAAUUGUCUU
Messenger RNA from Etheostoma cragini (Arkansas darter), 1115 nucleotides. RefSeq lists its product as uncharacterized. NCBI's taxonomy places the organism in Eukaryota, Metazoa, Chordata, Actinopteri, Perciformes, Percidae. The coding region runs from base 327 to 872 and encodes 181 amino acids. The transcript is spliced from 2 exons. The record is from RefSeq and is a predicted model, not a curated record. Gene Ontology annotation, biological process: protein dephosphorylation. Gene Ontology annotation, molecular function: MAP kinase tyrosine/serine/threonine phosphatase activity.